AUGUCUUUAGGCUCAUCACUCACUGCACGAAAUGAUAAUUCAGCAUCCUGGCAAUCACCAUCUGGUGAAUUUGCUUUUGGUUUUCGACAGAUUGGAAACGACGGUUUCUUACUAGCCAUCUGGUUCAAUAAGGUACCAGAUAAAACCGUAGUGUGGUCAGCCAAUGGAAAUAGUGUUGUGGUGCAAGGAUCCAAAGGUGAACUCACUGCUGUUGGCCUGUUGCUGCUCAAUGAUAUCGCGACAGGCAAAGACACGUUGGUAGCUUCAGUAGGUACUGGGGUUGUUACAUACGCAGCCAUGCUAGACACUGGAAAUUUUGUGCUGGCCAACGCACAUUCGAACAGUUUGUGGGAGAGUUUUGGUCAUCCAACCGAUACAAUCCUACCCGCACAGACAAUUAAUCAAUGUAGCAGACUAUAUGCUCCCUAUACGUCAACAAAUUACUUGAUGGGUAGAUUUCUGCUUACACUAGAAUCUGAUGGAAAUCUCAAGCUUUCUACAACAAAUUUCCCCCAAGAUUAUCCCUAUUACGGUUAUUGGAAUUACACCGAUACUCUGCAUAGUGGCUUUCAGGUCAUCUUCAACCAGUCUGGCUCUGUUUACCUCACUGCAACAAAUGGAACAAUACUCAAGGUGGUAUUACCCUACACAUUUUUUAACCAAGAUUUAUACCAGAGAGCAACUCUUGACUAUGAUGGAGUAUUGAGGUACUAUGUAUUUCGGAGAAGCAAUGACUCAAGUGGCGGAACAUGGUCUGCAUUGUCCUUCAUUCCCUCGAACAUCUGCAUGAGUAUCGUGCAAAAGCAAGGCGGGCGAGCGUGUGGCUUCAACAGCUUAUGUAAUCAAAACCAAGGUCGACCGAUUUGCCAGUGCCCAUCUGGUUAUACCUUGAUGGAUCCACAUGAUGCGUUGAAAGGCUGCAAACCGAACUUUGUUCCACAUAGCUGUGAUGGGGCCUCGUCGGAGAGUGAUCUUUUCUAUAUGCAAGAGAUGCAAAACGCGAAUUGCCAGGCAUCUCAGUAUGACGAGUUUUAUGGUGUAACUGAGGAUUGGUGCAGGCAGGCAUGCAUGCCUAGCCGAUUGUUUAUGUGA
Pyrus x bretschneideri (Chinese white pear) is the source of this 1092-nucleotide messenger RNA. Its product is annotated as G-type lectin S-receptor-like serine/threonine-protein kinase LECRK2. The transcript has a single exon. The record is from RefSeq and is a predicted model, not a curated record. Bases 1 to 1092 code for a protein of 363 amino acids. NCBI's taxonomy places the organism in Eukaryota, Viridiplantae, Streptophyta, Magnoliopsida, Rosales, Rosaceae.